Molecule: messenger RNA, 3774 nt
Organism: Tilletiaria anomala UBC 951
Lineage: Eukaryota; Fungi; Basidiomycota; Exobasidiomycetes; Georgefischeriales; Tilletiariaceae
Exons: 8
Coding region: 253-3684 (1143 amino acids)
Biological process (GO): regulation of DNA-templated transcription
Cellular component (GO): nucleus
Source: RefSeq, a predicted model, not a curated record
GAAUUGCCACGCUCUUUCCUCGCAUAGUGCAUCCCUGAACGUGUUCCAAGUCACAAGCGGUUAGCCAGCUUGCUUUUGCUCAAGUUCAGCUGCACACGGGUAAGCUCGUGUAUCAUGCCGCCGGGGAAGCUCUAUCAUCAGACAUCGCUCAACUUAACGAAGCUACCCAGAAUACCACGAAAGCCUGACGCGAUUGCUCCAUCUGGUGGUGAUAAAGAAUCUAGCCCUAAUGUUAAAAAGCCUCUCCCAGCGAUGAACGGCCUGUCCGCAAAGCCAUUAGCGACGUCUGGCUUACGCAAAGCGUCUCCCUCUUCAACCUCAUUGCCUCCGCUGAACGGGAAGGAGGGCAGAGCAAUUAAUAUCGACGACGAAGGCACAAAGUCAAAGUCGUUCGUGAAAACGAACGUGACCGCGGACUCGGAACUCGACUCUGACCUAACUUCCGAAGGCGAGAGCUCUCUCAGCGGCGCAGACACCGACAACGACCUUGACUCAGAGGACGAAGCUGAUACGAGCCACGGAUUCAGAACGGCCGACACGACAUCGACCUCAUACAAUAGUGGCAACAGCGACGCGUCUGACAAAAAGGGCAAGAAACGGGCAUUGUUGGCCGGCGGUGCGGUGGGAAGCAAACCCGUAUCCAAGACGCCGAAGAAUGCAAAGGCUGCGACAGGUGAAGCGAAAAAGAGGUCUGAUGGCACGAAGACAGGAAAGAGGCAGAAUAAUCAAAAGGGAUUCACCGGCAAAGACGAACAAUUCUGCCAUCAACAUGGCAAGUCCAGCCUCUGCAAAUUUCCUCUGAUCCAGUGUACAGUCGUGCGGGGUGGCGGCAACCGGUGCGCUUACUCGUAUUGCUCGUAUUCGCUCGAGAACUUUUACAACGAGGAGCUCGAGCAAAUUCGAAAGAAUGGUCGUGGCGACACAACCUAUGACCCGGCCGACCAUGUCGGGCCAGGUGAGGCGAAAUAUUUCUGGAUUUGCCCUCGUUGUCGGGGCGCUUGCUAUUGCUCGGGAUGCAGGCGCUUCAAUGGCCUUCCUGCAUUCAGCACAACUGAGCAGGCGGCCAAAGUGACCGAAGAGAAAGGCAGUCUGAAGGCUCACCUUGCUGCAUCCCGCGAUAUGAUGAACGGGGGAGUCAGAACGAAAAGUAGUAGUCCUAGCAAAUCGGACAAAAAGGCAUCAUCGAAAAAGGUGGCUUCGAGUGCAAGCGUGAGCUCCAGUCCAAUUGCCGGUGCCAAAUUGAAUGGCCACGCCGAUCCAAAGUCUCCCGGCAAGCUCAAAAAGCAAUUAUUAAGGCCUGCGCUUGAGAAGGAUCGCAGUAAUCGCAAAAAGCUCACGAAGAAAAAUAUCGAGAGCAAGAAGCAGACUACCGGAGAUGCCAACCUUGCGAAAAACAAAAGCAAGCCCACUGCUAACAAGAGCACAACCAGCAAGGCUUCUGCGCCUGCUAGCACUGCUAAAGCGAAAACUAAGAGUGGUCAGAAGCUUCGUAGAGGAGCAUCGCCCAAGAGCAUGAAGCGCCAGACACUGUUCCCGCGCAAGCUGGUCGAGCCGAAGAAAGUCGAUGCGCCACAGCUUGACGUCAUCCACACGAAACUGCCCAGCGAGAACAUUGCAGCAAGAAUUUGGCUGUACGAAACGCUGGUCCGGUUUGAUGCCGUUGAGACACCUGCCAAUGUCCUGAAAACCCUGGACAAGUUCGAAUCCUGGACCCCUCGCUCUGUGCAGACGAUUUUCGAACGAAUGAUCUGUACCAUUGCUGGCUUAGGGAAGAACAUUCAAUCUGGUCAGCCCCGAGCAGGCUUCCAAUCGCUCGUCAAAUCCUUCAGAGAUUUCGGAGGCGACAACAGCCGCGGAGAGCCAUGGAAGGUCGCAUGUCAGCUCCUGCAAGACCAUGAGAUCACCAUCACCCCACUCCCGGUAGUGGAGCAUGAAUUCAGCAUCGAAGAUAUCGAGGAACCUGCACCGCCUUCGCCAACAUUGUUCACGCGUAUGACCAGAGCAAGGCGUGCCGCCGUCGAGAACCGCGAGGUCAAACGGAUGAACUUGCGGGAGGCCAGCGUCUCGAGCUGGGAGAGCGAAGGAGAGUCGGAGUACGACUAUCAGGAUGUACAGGAUCAAGAGGAUGGCGAAGAAGGAAGCAAGUUCAAAGCGACAAAAAUCAAGCUUACACUCAGGAGAAAAGGAAGAUGGUCGGCUUCUGCGGAGAAUGCAGAAGACGAGAUUCAGCCGCGUCGCUCAAGCCGAACGCAGCGCUUGCAAGAAGAGUCGGACGAGGAAGACGCUUCAGUUAGGGAGACGUCCAAUGGUGAUCGGGAAGGGGAUGAUGCCUUGUCCGCCGCAAGCGGUCGGAACUCUGCAGAGAGUGAAUCGCCCUCCGAGAAACACGAGGCGAAGAAAGAGAAGACCAAGACUCCCGAGCCCGCUGGUCCGAUUCCUGCUCCGAAUUUGGAAGACAAGAUUAGCAUUCUUGUUGCGCUCAUCGAACUUGUGCUCCAAGCGCCUGAAGUCAACAAGGACUUGCGACAGUGCGCCGAUGAGAUUAUGGCAGUGGAGAAGGAAGCAAAAGCUGCACUGGGCCUCCUGGAGAAGGAGUACGCUGAGAUCAACAGCGCAGUCCAGAAGAAAGCCCCCAGCAUGCUAAAUAGGGAGCUAUUUGAAGCUUGGAAGAAGGAGAAACGGAUGGCCGACCGCAAUCACAAGUGGGCUCUUCUCAACCAUCGCGUUCAGCUCUACAACAACCUCAACACGCUCAAGUUGCGUACUGGCCCGCUCGGCGUCGACGUAGAUGGCCGCGAGUACUGGCAACUUUCAGAAUAUGUAGAGCAAAUGCCACGGCAGACAACUGGUCGUUGGGCGUGGGGAAUAGUUGUACAUGGCAAGCCUUUCCCUUCACCAGCCGCCAUGGCAGCUGCCGCAGAAGAAGUCAGGAGAAAGGAAGAGGAAGCUCAGGAGGAAGCGCGAGCGGAGAAAGCUGCUGCUGAGGCUGCUGUGGAACACACAACGGAUAGGGACGUGGUCAUGGGGGAUGAUCGCAGCAAUGGCACCUCUUCCCCAUCAGGGAAUGGCGCACUUCCGUCCGACAAUGUGGUGGCUCCCAAGCAGGUACCUGUCGAUCCGGAAGAGGCGAAGUUUCAAGUACGUGGCAGCGCAUCUGCGCCCAGUACGCGUCUCCGCACCAUGGUAGCCAAGCUGGAUGUAGCGGCGGCGCCCGAUCCCCGGCCGAACUGUAUCGACUUGACUCCGCCAACACCUUCGGCUAGCCAACGCAGCAUUUUGCAAGCCGACGAGACCGAGUCAGAGCUUUCGGAAUUGAGCGAAACGGAGAGUGUGCGCUCCGUGCCGUCUUCAAGUGGCAAAGAGGAGCAAUGGGUCGCCGAGCAGCCUGACUGCUGGCAAACGGUCAAUUGGCCUUACUGGAUCAACCAGACUAUUCUCUAUAUCAAAUACAGGCUCGAAAAGGUCGAGUAUGAUGGUAAUAAAGCGCAGAGCGAAGGCAAAGGUCCAACCAAGACCAAAAUGCAGAUCGCGGCCGAGCAACAGAAGCGACGCGAACAGAUUGAGACCCUGUGCAAGAAUCUUGAACAAGUGCUUGAGUACUUCAUGUGGCAUUUCGAACUUGUCACUAAAGAGGACAUCCAAGGUGACAAUGCAUCACCACAGAAGCCAGCCAAGCAGGCUUGAAGGGAAUGGCUAAGGCAAACAUCUCUGCGGGCAUCUACUGAUCCUACGACCCACACUCUCACAUGUACUUAUAUGCAAUGAACAGUAGUA